Panonychus citri (citrus red mite) is the source of this 1321-nucleotide messenger RNA. RefSeq lists its product as uncharacterized. NCBI's taxonomy places the organism in Eukaryota, Metazoa, Arthropoda, Arachnida, Trombidiformes, Tetranychidae. The record is from RefSeq and is a predicted model, not a curated record. Bases 279 to 914 code for a protein of 211 amino acids. The transcript has a single exon.
AAUCUUAAUUUUUAAUCUCUCUCCUUGGUAAUAAUCAAUGUUAAAAUAGUCUAAUGGUAAUGAAGAGACACAAAUGUUAAUGUCUAACAGAAAUUGAUUACAUUUAAUUGUAUUAAUUUUGUAAAUUAAUCCAAAAGAAAAAGUUUAAUGGAUCAUCAAUGAUUAACUUACCUUCUCAUGUUAACAAAACCCCUCAAGUGUUGUCACAAUUUAACCUCUUCCAAUUGUAAUCAAUUAUCCCCAAUCUCUAUAAUUGAUUUUAAUCAACAAUCAACAAAAUGGUUUGGAUUUUAGUUGAAAGUGAAUGGAUUUGUUUACAACAUUCAAUUCUAGUUUGGUCAGUAUUUAGUUCAUUGAUAUCGUUAAUUGGAUUGUGCUUGGCCUGGAAUCAUUGGUUAUUUGGUUUAAUCACAAUCACCGGCGUUGGAUUAUCAAUAAUUGGGAUUCCAGCAUCAACAACACUUCAACCUCGAUUGUUAUUAUCAUUCAUUUGUCUCGAUACAAUUGACAUAAUCGGUAAAACCUAUUUAACUUUAGAUCUGAUUAUCUGGAGGCGACAAUUACGUUCUAAUUGUAUUGACACUCGAUCAAUAACUUGUGAUUGCACCUUUGACGAUUGUCGUGUUAUCCUACUUGAUACAAUCAAUGGAAUCAUUUUUCUAUCAAUUAGUAUUAUAAUUAAUUUACUUCUUCUCAUAUCAGCGAUUCAUUUGUACAUCUUCAUUAGGAAAUGUCUUAAAUCACUUCUUAAACGAGCUCAAUUUAAUCAGAAUAAUCCUAAUUACAAUCAACCACCUGAUCAUCACAAUAAUCAACGACACUCACAAUCAUCGUUAACUGAAUCAUAUAAUCGUGCCUAUGGUACAUUUAAUUCAUCAUUAGCAAUUGAAUACAGUAAUGAGAGUACAUUGUAAUUGUAUCAUCAACACAAUAAUUGUUACUCAGAGAUGAUCGUUGAUCAUGUGAAUUACUCUUACUAUUUACUAAUUGCAUCUUGAUGAAUUGUUUAAUAUUCGGAUCAUCAAUUAACUGGUCAAUUUGCUGUUGAGCUUUGAUUCCUCCAUCUUUGAAAUGAUCUUCUAAUCUGUUGGCAUAAUCAAGGUAAACACAAUUAGCACAACCAGAACGACAACAAGUAUCAGGAUUUGGAGCUUCGGGAAUCUCAUUGUGAUUAAUUGUGCUUUUAAUUUGAUUGGUGUUCUUUUUGUCCCCAAUCGAUUGUUGAUCAUUUGAAGAGAAACAUUUCCAUUUUCUUUUCUGUCUAAAUUGUUUAGAUGAAAAUCUUGAUUAAAUUAAAACGAUUAAAACGAACCAAUUAAAA